AUGGUCAUGAAUGAACCCCCCUCGCUGAAUCCCAAGGAUCAGUCGCUGUUCCAUCAAGUAGUUCGGCACUGUGAGAGCAAACAGUACAAAAAAGGUUUAAAGAUUGCCGACCAUGUGCUCAGAAAAAACCCCAAGCACGGAGAGACACAGGCUAUGAAAGCGUUGAUACUCAGUAAUCAGGGACACCAAGAGGAAGCGUUUGCACUGGCAAAGGUGGCGAUUGCGAACCACUUAAGAUCCCACAUAUGUUGGCAUGUCUACGGUUUAUUAUAUCGCGCAGACAAAAACUAUGACGAAGCCAUCAAAGCCUAUAAAACCGCCUUGAAGUAUGAUUCGACGUCGCAAGCAAUACAGCGGGAUUUAGCUCUUCUCCAAGCACAAAUGCGCGAUUACCAAGGUUAUAUUCAGAGCAGAACCACGAUGCUACAACAAAAGCCUGGUUUCCGUCAAAAUUGGACAGCACUGGCCAUUGCUCAUCAUCUUGCAGGUAAUUUGACAGAGGCUGAGAAUGUUCUGACGACUUACGAGCAGACACUUAAAACCCCGCCUCCCAGAUCUGAUAUGGAGCAUUCAGAGGCGGUUCUCUACAAAAACUCGAUAAUUGCAGAGUCAGGCAAUCUGGAGAAGGCACUGGAACAUCUUGAUGCAGUGGGGAAAGGCUGUUUUGAUGUUCUUGCUGUGAUGGAGAUGAGAGCAGACUAUUUGCUGCGUCUUGGUCGGAAAGACGAGGCAGCGGCUGCUUAUGAGGCUCUUCUGGAAAGAAACCCGGAAAACUCAAAUUACUACGAUGCAUUGAUUAAGGCAAAGGGGAUCGUCGAGAGUGACCGUGAAACCCUAAAAGCCCUAUUCGAUGAAUGGGUCAAGAAAUAUCCGAGGGGAGAUGCAGCUCGCCGAAUUCCGCUAGAUAUUUUGGAAGGCCAGGAUUUCAGGGAGGCGGCAGACAGCUAUCUUCAACGGAUGCUCUGCAGGGGGAUCCCUUCUACUUUUGCGAAUAUUAAGUUCUUAUACACAAACACAGCUAAACGGGACACUGUCCAGGAACUCGCUGAGGGAUAUGCCCAAGGGCAUCUCGGAUCACAAGCCAAUGGUUCAUCAGAGAAACAAAUGAACGGUAAUUCAUCCAUGUUCGAGAGUUCAGUUUACUACUUUCUUGCCCAACAUUACAAUUAUCAUCUUAGCCGGAAUCUUGAAAAGGCGACGGAGUAUAUAGAUAAAGCAAUCGCGCUAUCUCCAAAUUCUGUGGAUUAUCAUAUGACAAAGGCCAGAAUAUGGAAACACUACGGCAACAUCCCGAAAGCGGCCGAAGUCAUGGAAAAGGCAAGGUCGUUAGAUGAAAAGGAUCGGUAUAUUAACUCUAAAGCAGCAAAGUAUCAGCUCAGAAAUGAUGAAAACGAAAAAGCCCUUGACAAUAUGAGUAAAUUUACACGCAACGAAACCGUUGGCGGACCCCUUGGUGACCUCCAUGAGAUGCAAUGUGUAUGGUAUCUAACCGAAGACGGAGAAUCCUACCUUCGUCAAAGGAAACUUGGACUUGCUCUGAAACGAUUCCAUGCGGUGAACAAUAUAUUCGAUGUCUGGUAUGAGGACCAAUUCGAUUUCCAUAGUUUCUCUCUGCGGAAGGGAAUGAUUCGAGCGUAUAUCGAUAUGAUCCGAUGGGAAAACCACUUGCGCGAUCACCCAUAUUACACCAGAAGCGCUCUCGCCGCCGUCAAGACGUACAUAUUAAUACAUGAUCAGCCAGAUCUGGUCCACGGUCCAAUCCCCAGCAGAGUGAAUGGCACCGCGGAGGGAGAGGCAGACAGUGCAGAGCGAAAGAAAGCUCUCAAGAAAGCCAAACGAGAGCAACUGAGGCUUGAGAAGGCGGAAGCAGCAAAACGGGAUCUAAAAAAGGCCAGCAGCACUAAGGGAGGCGACGGGGAAACUGGAAAGGAGGACUCUGACCCCUUGGGAACAAAGCUUGUUCAGACCUCUGAGCCAUUAAAGAAUGCCAUGAAAUUCUUAUCUCCCCUAUUGGAAUGUUCCCCUGGCAAUAUGGAUGUGCAGACAACUGGCUUUGAAGUCUUCAUUAGGCGUAAUAAAUAUCUUCUUGCCCUGAAAUGUCUUCUUGCCUCCCAUUCUAUCGACUCUGAAAAUCCCGCUCUUCACACCCAAAUAGCUCGUUUCCGAAAAGCAAUCGACACUCUUUCCGAACCCCUUCCCCCCAAUGUAUCCGAGGUCAUCGCUGCGGAUUUCGACCCCUUGCUCCCAAAAUCCCAAGAUUUAACAAACUGGAACGAAUCAUUCCUCUCCCAGCAUAAAUCUAGCGCUGUGCAUGUUCAAGCUGCUCUGUCGGUCCGACAGUUGCUCGCGCCCGACUCAAAACCCCAAUGCGAGAAGGAGCUUAUCUCCACUGUUGACCUUGAAACCGCAUCUCUGGAGGAUGCCAUUGCGGGUCUCCAUCUCUUAGAUGACUGGCACAGCAGCCAAGAAGCAAAAGCAGCCUAUAUUAGUCAAGCUCAGAAGAGAUGGACUGAAGCAUCGGCUUUUCAGCCAACACAAAUUCAAUAA
Molecule: messenger RNA, 2547 nt
Organism: Paracoccidioides brasiliensis Pb18
Product: peptide alpha-N-acetyltransferase complex A subunit NAT1
Exons: 3
Coding region: 1-2547 (848 amino acids)
Biological process (GO): N-terminal peptidyl-methionine acetylation
Cellular component (GO): cytoplasm; NatA complex
Molecular function (GO): protein-N-terminal amino-acid acetyltransferase activity; protein binding
Source: RefSeq, a predicted model, not a curated record